CUUCACGUCUUAAUUCAUUUUCUUACAUUCGCUCAUUAACAUUACACAUGUACAACCUUCCUGACUUUGAACGCUUUGUCGAAGUCCGUCCUGGACUCUUUCGUUGCACCAUUGUCUGGCCAAUUGCGAUAGGUGUUCAAGUUCCUGUCGCCACUUUUUUGAUCCGAGGUGACCCUGUUGAACCAGGUUCUACCGACUCAUCCCAUGACUGGCUUUUAAUCGACUCAGGCGCACCCAUGCAAGCUCAAACACUUCUUACAGCGAUUGAGCGUGUCCUCACACACGAAAAGGACAAACUCCGUUAUAUUUGUAUUACACAUGCUCAUAUCGACCAUACAGGGGCUAUACCGGCUUUGCUGGAAAAGUAUCCAGAGGCCAAAGUCGUCAUCCACAAAGAUGAAAAACCGUACAUUUGUGAUGGGGUUAGUCUACGCACCUGUGCAGGUGAUACUUGGUCAUUCACAUUGUUUAAACAUUUUUCACAUGAAUCGCUCGUCAAGGUUUCCGAAGACAGAACCAUCGCUCUUGGCGAUGGAGAUCAGUUUGAGUUUGAUCAUGUCCUCAAGCUUGUUGAGACCCGUGGGCAUACUCCAGGCUCAGCUUCGUAUAUUCAUAUCCCCAGUCGUUCCAUCAUGGUUGGUGAUGCCGUCAUGAACAUUGCCGCCUACCCUAUGUUGUCUAAAAUCCCUUGUGUAUCAGGGCCCUUGGCCGUGUCGACAACUUGUUGGAGCGAUGCAUUGAGGUCUAUUGAUAAAAUCUUGACGCUUAAGGACAAAAUCGACACGGUCUUCCCUGCACAUGACUAUAAUGUGGAUGGUAUUCACAUCGACAAAGUCCAUGAAUUCCGCAAGUGCUCUAGUCUCUAAUCUUUAG
Messenger RNA from Lobosporangium transversale, 873 nucleotides. RefSeq names its product beta-lactamase-like protein. The coding region runs from base 48 to 866 and encodes 272 amino acids. The record is from RefSeq and is a predicted model, not a curated record. Lineage: Eukaryota; Fungi; Mortierellomycota; Mortierellomycetes; Mortierellales; Mortierellaceae. The transcript has 2 exons.